AUGUCGAUACAUGGUCUCUUGGCCGCCGACUUUGUGCUAAACCCUCCCACGAGAAAUUGGGUGAAUGUGAUUCCAACCGUCACGGAGUUCAAUUCCAUUCCUUUCUUCUGGCCCGAGGCAGCCCAGAAAAUGCUUCCAGGCGCCGCAAAACGCCUGUUAGACAAGCAACGGAGCACUUUCGGUCGAGAUUGGGAGCAGUUUCAGAGCGGAUAUCCGAAGGUCGCCUCAGAAGACUACAUGCAUGCUUGGUUCGUUGUGAGCACCCGAGCGUUCUACCAGGAGACCCGGCAGACACUUCGUUAUGCUUGGCGCGAUCGCCUGGCGCUACUGCCUGUUGCUGAUUUAUUCAACCACGCGGCUGUCGGGUGCAAAGUCUCCUAUGGCGCUGACAGCCAUGAAAUGAUCGCCGACCGAAAGUAUUCAAAAGGUGACGAGGCCUGCACAUCAUACGGCGAGCAUUCAAACGAUUUUUGCUGGCCGAAGUUAAACGCCGAAGAAGCUGCGUUGCUCAAGCAGAUGAAGACUGCGGCUGCCUUGCGCCAAGUUUGCGGACCCGCAACUGAAGAGGAGGCUCUGCGCGAUGAUGAUGGAUGGUUUGAGAAGACAUCUGCCACGAUUGAUGGUGUCAAAUUGCGAGAACUUCUGACCAAGUGUCGGGGGAGAAUUCAAGGGCAUCGCCGAGACGUGUUAGCUUUGGGCGACAGCAGUGAAAGAUAUCAAGCGCUUCUGCGACAGCGCUGGGGAUGCGAAGAUAGAAAGGAGCUCAAAUGA
Akanthomyces muscarius is the source of this 771-nucleotide messenger RNA. RefSeq lists its product as uncharacterized. Bases 1 to 771 code for a protein of 256 amino acids. The record is from RefSeq and is a predicted model, not a curated record. Gene Ontology annotation, molecular function: protein-lysine N-methyltransferase activity. The transcript is spliced from 3 exons. NCBI's taxonomy places the organism in Eukaryota, Fungi, Ascomycota, Sordariomycetes, Hypocreales, Cordycipitaceae. Gene Ontology annotation, biological process: peptidyl-lysine monomethylation.